AUGGUGUCUUUCAAAUCAGCCGUUGCCGCCGCCACGAUGGCCUUUGUCUCGUUGGCCAAUGCGAAGAGCUACUACAUCGACCCUGACAGUGUUCCUCUGACCACCAGACAGAGCUGGUGCCGUUCUGAGACGUCGACAUGCCCCAUCAUCUGCCAGCAGACCACCAGCAAACCAACAUUGGUCAACGACUGCAGCCCUGAUACCCUGAGCUUUGGCUGUCUCUGUGGUGACAACAAGCAACCUAACAUUUCUGAGUACACCCUGACACUGCCCUUUUUCAUUUGCCAGGAGUUUGUGGUCCAGUGCAGGACGGCUUGUGGCUCGGACAACACUUGUGCGUCUAACUGCGCCGAGGAUAACCCUUGCGGUGCCACUGAUCCUAAGCGCUACAACUCAACUUCGACUGCUACAACAACAACCCCUGCCGCCACCUCUACCACUGCCGGCCCUGACACCAUCUUCACCGGCGUUCCUGGAGGUGGCAGCAGCAGCGGCAAGGGCAAGUCAAUGGCAGCUCCUGCGGUUGAGGUUGGACGAGCCUAUGGAUUGGCAGUUCUUCUCGGAAGCAUGUUUGUCGGCUUUGCUCUCCUAUAA
Molecule: messenger RNA, 594 nt
Organism: Trichoderma breve
Lineage: Eukaryota; Fungi; Ascomycota; Sordariomycetes; Hypocreales; Hypocreaceae
Exons: 3
Coding region: 1-594 (197 amino acids)
Source: RefSeq, a predicted model, not a curated record